Molecule: messenger RNA, 2875 nt
Organism: Zootermopsis nevadensis
Lineage: Eukaryota; Metazoa; Arthropoda; Insecta; Blattodea; Termopsidae
Source: RefSeq, a predicted model, not a curated record
CCGGACAGGCCCCUCCAGUCUGUCGUGGAGUGUGAAGGUAUCACAACAAAGAGGCAGAGCGCAGAAGGAAACCAUGUUCAGUGCGCGUGGUGGUGGUGGCUGAUGGGCGUAAGGCAUGUUUGUGGCGUGGUGGCUCCUCGCUCUGUGGGUCCUGCUGGCGGCGUGUGCUGAACGCGCGGAUGUGCCCCAGUGGCUGGGCAACGUCCUUAUGCCCACUGACGGGACGUCACCUGUGCCCCUGCUGGACAGCCAGGACGCAGUUUGCACCUGCAACGAGGUACCCGGCAAGUUGGUGGUGUGUGAUGGGGGUUCGGGCUGCGAGAGGUUCCCGUCUGGCUUCAACACAACGGCGUCAGUCCUUCAGGUGCAGAACACCGUCAUCACGACCAUCCGCAAAGGCGACCUGGCCAACCUGACGCACCUACAAGAACUCGAAAUCGACCACAACAAUCGUCUCUCCGUCAUCGAACUUGGGACUUUCGAAAUGAUGGCCUCUCUCAUAAACCUCUCUCUGUCAUACAACGAAAACCUCACACACCUCGAGGCGGGCGUGUUCGACGGCUUGCAUAACCUCAAAGAGCUACGUAUGAAGAAAGGUGGAUUUUUCGAUAUGGGUCUGAUAUCACCAGCGCUGACUGCAAUGUCAUUGCCCAGUCUUAAGAAACUGGUCCUGGAUGAAAACGCGUUCCAGAGAAUAGAUUCAGAGGACUUGGUCGCUAUGAACGGAUCCUCCCUGCAACAUCUGCAUCUCAUCGCCUGCCAGUUGGACUUCAUCCACCCUUCAGCGCUGGACCCGUUACGUCAUCUCCGGGAGUUACUUUUGGGGCAGAACACACUCAACAGUAGUACGAUCACUGAACUGGUGUCACACUUGGUAGAAGAAUCAGUUCCUCUCAACCUCCUCAGUCUAUAUGGAAUGGGCUUUCUACGGCGUCCUCCGAUGAACGUGAUGGAAGCAGUUUCCCAGUCUAACAUCACACACCUCGUUUUGGCACGAAAUCAGUUCCAGAAACUGAAGCCUGGAUCAUUCCCUCUGAUGCCCCGCCUACAGUACCUUGAUCUAAGAGAAAUUGUGGCCACAGACCUGAAACCUGGUACCUUUUCACCCAGAAUCAUGCCUGAACUAAAGACCUUACUAUUCGGUGGCAACAUGCUAUCAGGUGUGGUGCCCGGAGUAUUGGUCCCACAGCUGGAAUCAUUAGACCUUUCAGCAAAUUACGGGGACCCUCGUACUCGAUCCUAUUUCGACGUUGGCGAAGGCAGUUUCGUGAACAUGACGAACCUCUCAUUUCUCAAUCUUUCAUACAACAAUAUCAGACGAGUGUCAAGGAAUACUUUCACAGGUCUGGAGAAUCUAGACAGACAUCUUGGGUUGAAGAAUGCUUCUAUAUACCACCUGCAGGAAGGUUCUUUCGAAAAUCUGGGGAAACUUCAAUUCCUGAACUUGGAAUACAACCCAUUUCCAAAAUUAUACAAUCUCACAGCGUCAAUGUUUCGGGGCCUCCAUAACCUUCGAGUGUUACUUCUUAGUGGAUGCAGCAUCACCUUUCUGUCACCAAAUGUCUUCAGCUACCUCCCAAGUCUGGAGUACCUCAGUCUUCGUGACAAUGACCUGUCGGUCCUCAGUCCCAUCCUAUUUACUCCCCUCCCUCGUCUGAUCGGCAUAGAUCUAUCACACAACCAGCUUACUUAUCCAAAAAAUACAAGCUACAGAUUAUUCGAAAAUAACUCCCAACUUGAAGUCGUGUUCCUUUCAAGAAACAAGUUCACAUCCCUGAAUCCAGUGAUGUUGGAAGACGCGGCAGUUCUGACACGUUUGGAACUGUACGAUAACGACCUUCUGUGCCAGUGCGCGUCCUUCUUGUCAACGAAAAAGUGGCUUAAAGAACAGAAUCUCUCUCUUGUGGACACCCACAUCGCUGGUCUUUCAACACUUCGAUGUUUCUCUCCAGAUGAAUCGACGAACAAACCUGUAAUUGAAUAUGUUGAUUCUCUUGGGGAUGCCUGCGUGUUACCACCUGCUGAAGACCAAUUCGUGACUUGGAUUACGGUGUUCCUUGUCACAUUUCUUGUUUUAGGGUUUGUAGUAGUGGCUGUUGCGUAUCAUUAUCGUUCAUACAUUCGUUACUGGAUAUUCCUCGCUCGUAUGGAUAUUCAGAGACGUGGUAUCAGAAGAAAGGAUUGUGAAGGACAUAACGACCACCAAUACGAUGCAUUUUUGUCAUACAGCAAUGAGGACCGAAACUUUGUGGUGAGGCUUGUGGCUAUGUUGGAGAAUUAUGAACCUUUCUUAAAGCUUUGUGUAUACGAACGAGAUUUUGAGAUAGGGUCGGUAAUUUCAGAGUCUGUGCUGCAAAGCGUUGCCAUGAGUCGAAGGACGUUGCUUGUGAUCAGCGAUGCUUUUGCCAGGUCGCAGUGGUGUCGUUGGGAGCUACAAAUAGCAGAGAAUCAUCGGCUGUUUCUAAGGGAUGAUAACGAGGGGGGAGGAGACCCCCUAAUCAUGAUAAAGUUGGGGCAAGUAACAGAGGCACAUAUGACCCCAACAUUGAGGUACUUACUGAGGACAAGAAUAUACCUGGAAUGGGAUUCAGAACCGAGGAAACAGAGACAAUUCUGGGACAAACUUCGUACUGCCCUAGCACCACCUCCAGUAAGCAUAACAACAACAACAAACACCUAAAGAGUUUUUAUAAAGCGUUCUGAGGAUGGUGUAAUACAAUCUGGAUUUCUGAGUUUUUGGGAUUUGUCCGUCAUUUGAUAUUAAAAAAAGUGUUUUUAUACCCAAUUAUAGGUAAGAGGUGCACGUACCCAGUCGGGUCCAUUUGAAAGAGCUAACCUCAGUCAUUGGAAUAGAAUAUCAGACAAUUGACAAAGU